GGUUGGAAUUUGGUUGGAAUCAAAAUCAAUGUGCUUGUGCUAAUGUUUAGAAUUUAGUGUCGAUUUUAUGAAAUAAAAAUGGCAAAAAGACUGCAAGAAUAUGUAAAAUAUAGCAUAAAAGAGUUGGAAUCUUAUACGAAACAAGAAGGUUCCUGUGUGCGUAAAAUAAAUUCCAACUUACAUAUAUCAUUAGGUCCAUAUUGUCUUGCCGAUUUUAAACAUGCGCUCAGUGCUCAUAUAAUGCGACGCAAAGUUGGCUACUAUGAUGACAGUCUAGAAGGUAUUGUCUUGGACAUAAAGAAUAUUAAAGUGUUGAGCAAGUUAGCUGCCUUGCGAGCGGAUGAUCCACGAAUACAUGUUGACGUGAACGCCGAUUGCUAUGUGUUCUGUCCAAUCGCUGGUGCGAUAUUGAGCGGUGUGGUGAAGCACAUUGGCAACCAUCAUAUCGGCGUAAUUAUUUACAGAGUUUUCAAUGUGAGCAUUAGGUUUGCAGCUAAGCUCAAUAAGGAGGAGUUUAAAAUGGAUGACACGGUGCAAUUUCGUAUAAAAAAUUUCAAUUUACAAAAUGUCUUCCCGUAUAUUGAAGGCGAUCUUGUGACAGCUAGUGGCGAUAAAAUUACGCAUAAAUUUAUAAAAGUUGAACCGGAAAGUGCUGAUAGUAAUAUAGAUUCUGGCAUUGAGACGCGUGAUAAUCAAGAGCUAGACGAAUUAGUAAAUCUAAUCAAGCAAGAAAAGGAAUCAGAAGAGGAAUGCACUCCCAAGAAAGCAACCAAAAACAAAGAUAAAGCUAAUUCCAGUAAAAGAAAGAGAAAAGCUAGCGAAAGUGUGGUGCCAAUUCCUACACCAACACCUAUCAAAAAAGAGCCUUCAUCGGAGAAAAGGAAACGUAAACAAGCCGAUAGUGUAGAACAAGAAAAUACUAAAACUGACAAAGCUACUGUGAAAAGUAAAACGAAGAAGACAAAUGGUGAAUUAUUGAAUGCAACACAAAUUAAAAAGGAAGAAUUAGACGAUUCGUUUACAACGCCUACAAAGAAACGACGCAAGUCGAAAAUGAUUAGUAUAUCACUUGAUAGUAGCUAGUGUUAUGCUAGUGUGGUUUUGAUUCUUCCCGAAACUCGCAAAUUAAUUGGGUAUAUUGUACUGUGGGGUAUAUUAACUGUCGCUAAUUUUAAUGUGUAAGAAGAAAGACAUUCAUGCCCGUAAGACCCAAUAGAGCCGCAUGUAAAAAGUGUAACCAACUAGUUUUUAAUAAAAUAAUCGAUAUUCGAUAUUUCUGAAAUAAGAAAUGAAGAAAAGUUUAUAACGCAAAUCGUUUAAAAAUAUAUACAUAAAUAUAUAUGUAGUAUAUAGUACUACUGCAAAUUGUGCCACGACUGUGAACACUUUUACGUUUUGAGCUAAUAUUAAAGUCAACGUGCAUGUGUGCUGAAUUACUUAUAUUUGCGAGUUGCUAUACUUGUUUUGUACAAGUAUAGAGUAUAUUUAAGUUUGAAUAAGUUAUUUUGUAAUUUAGCACUAAUAAAAUGCAGAAAUUUUAAAUAUAAAAUA
This is a messenger RNA of Bactrocera latifrons, 1551 nucleotides long. It is a transcript of the gene Polr1F, whose product is annotated as DNA-directed RNA polymerase I subunit RPA43. The transcript is spliced from 2 exons. Gene Ontology annotation, biological process: DNA-templated transcription initiation. Gene Ontology annotation, cellular component: RNA polymerase I complex. Bases 79 to 1083 code for a protein of 334 amino acids. NCBI's taxonomy places the organism in Eukaryota, Metazoa, Arthropoda, Insecta, Diptera, Tephritidae. The record is from RefSeq and is a predicted model, not a curated record.